This is a messenger RNA of Xiphophorus maculatus (southern platyfish), 892 nucleotides long. Its product is annotated as complement C1q-like protein 2. The transcript has 3 exons. The coding region runs from base 35 to 679 and encodes 214 amino acids. Gene Ontology annotation, molecular function: protein binding. The record is from RefSeq and is a predicted model, not a curated record. NCBI's taxonomy places the organism in Eukaryota, Metazoa, Chordata, Actinopteri, Cyprinodontiformes, Poeciliidae.
CAGCAGAGACACCUGCAAGCAGGAACAGUUCAAGAUGAAGAUUUCUGUGGCUGCCUUAACUUUCUUUUUCUUCUAUGCAUGUGUGGCUGAAAUCUCAGCUCAGCCGACAGGAGAUAAAGAUGGUGGCACCAUUCAGUCAUCUGGUGACGCAGACUGUGGCGCAGCUGAAGCCCAGAAAACCACUGAGCAACUUUAUAUCAUUUUAAGAGCGGUAGAAGCCAAACUUAGCGACACUCAGACAGAGAUCGAGGUCCUGAAGUCACAAGUUCAAGUCAACAAGGUAGCAUUUGGAGCAUCUAUAAGUACAGGUGGAAAUAUUGGACCUUUUAAUACCCACACCAUACUGAUCUACAAAAAGGCCUUCUUCAACACAGGGUCAUACAACCCAACAACAGGUAUUUUUACGACUCCUGUCAAAGGAGCCUAUUACUUCAGCUUCUCUGGACAUAAUCAAUCAACUAAACAAAUGGGCCUGCAACUGAUGAAGAAUGGAGAGCGGAUGAUCACUGGCUUCAACCAUGUUGAUGCUAUAGAUCGGUAUGAGACAGCAACCAAUGGGAUGACUCUGCAGCUUGAAGUUGGAGACCAGGUUUACGUGAUACUGAUGGCAGGCACAUGGAUUCAUGACAAUGACAAUAGUCAAAGUACCUUUAUUGGUCAUUUAUUAUUCCCUCUGUAAAGUUCCCGCAAAAGGAUAAAGCUAACAUACACAUGACAUACAUUUUAUUUCACUGAUAAUAUUUAGUGGUAACACUUACUGAUGGGGACAGAUAUCAGGAUAAAAAUAGAUGUUGUGUGUGCUAUGUCUUAAAUGUGAGGUGAUCUGAUGUGUGUAAUAAAACAUUUUUUUACAAUCAUAUUCAUAUUUGACCAAUAAAAAUCUAAUAAAACA